Messenger RNA from Apus apus (common swift), 5022 nucleotides. RefSeq names its product ATP binding cassette subfamily D member 3 (gene ABCD3). The transcript is spliced from 23 exons. The record is from RefSeq and is a predicted model, not a curated record. Gene Ontology annotation, cellular component: peroxisome; peroxisomal membrane. Gene Ontology annotation, biological process: peroxisome organization; very long-chain fatty acid catabolic process; fatty acid beta-oxidation. The coding region runs from base 140 to 2122 and encodes 660 amino acids. Gene Ontology annotation, molecular function: long-chain fatty acid transmembrane transporter activity; ATP hydrolysis activity; ABC-type transporter activity. Lineage: Eukaryota; Metazoa; Chordata; Aves; Apodiformes; Apodidae.
CAGGCGCAGGCCGCUGCGGGCCGUCCCGCCGCUGGAGGCGAGGCCGGGCGAGCUCCGCCUCCUCCCGCCAUUCCCCGCGCCCGCUCGGCUCGGCUCGGCUCGGCUCGGCUCGGCUGGGCUCCGCGGCUGCUCGCGUACCAUGGCCGCCUACAGCAAGUACCUCACCGUGCGCCACUCCGCCAUCGCCGGGGCCACCGCCGCCGCCUGCGCGCUCCUGUGCCUGCUCAACAAGCGGCGGGCGGCGGCCCAGCACGGCAAAAGAAGUGGAAAACAAACAUUGCAGAAUGAGCAGAAAGAGGGAAAGAAGGAACGAGCAAUGGUGGACAGAGUGUUUAUUGCAAGAAUAUGUCGAAUCCUGAGAAUAAUGGUCCCUAGACCACUGUGUAAAGAGACAGGUUAUUUGCUGCUUAUUGCUGUGAUGCUGGUAGUCCGAACAUACUGUGAUAUAUGGAUGAUUCAAAAUGGAACAGUUAUUGAAAGUGCUAUUAUUGGCCGCAGCAGAAAAGAUUUCAAGAAAUACUUGUUCAACUUCAUCGCCGCGAUGCCUGCUAUCUCUUUAGUGAAUAACUUCCUGAAAUACGGUCUAAAUGAAUUGAAACUUUGCUUCCGAGUAAGACUUACCAGAUACCUCUAUGAGGAAUAUCUUAAAUCUUAUACCUACUACAAAAUGGGGAAUCUGGACAACAGAAUAGCUAAUCCAGAUCAACUCCUUACACAGGAUGUGGAAAAAUUCUGUAACAGUGUAGUAGACCUGUACUCAAACCUUAGCAAGCCUUUCUUGGAUAUAGUUUUGUAUAUCUUCAAGCUAACAAGUGCAAUAGGAGCUCAGGGUCCAGCUAGCAUGAUGGCAUACUUGAUUAUUUCAGGGUUUUUCCUUACACGUUUAAGAAGACCAAUUGGCAAGAUGACUAUUAUAGAACAAAAAUAUGAAGGGGAAUACAGAUAUGUCAACUCACGCCUUAUAACAAACAGCGAAGAAAUUGCUUUUUAUAAUGGGAACUUGAGAGAAAAACAGACUAUUCACAAAACCUUCCGUAAACUGGUGGAACACUUGCAUAAUUUCAUCCUGUUCCGGUUUUCGAUGGGUUUCAUUGAUACUAUCAUUGCCAAAUACCUUGCCACUGUGGUUGGUUACCUGGUUGUUAGUCGUCCGUUCUUGAACCUGGCUGAUCCUCGUCAUCAGAAUAGUACUCAUGCAGAACUACUGGAGGAUUACUACCAAAGUGGAAGAAUGUUACUGAGAAUGUCUCAGGCUUUGGGCAGGAUAGUCCUAGCAGGCCGUGAGAUGACAAGAUUGGCUGGUUUCACAGCUCGAAUUACAGAAUUAAUGCAGGUCCUGAAGGACUUGAAUAGUGGCAAAUAUCAGCGUACUAUGAUAUCACAAGAAAAAGGUGCAGAGAAAAAGCAAUCACUGCCUUUGAUACCUGGAUCUGGAGAAAUUAUCAACACCGAUAACCUUAUCAAGUUUGAUCAUGUUCCAUUGGUGACACCUAAUGGAGAUGUUUUGAUUCAAGACCUUAACUUUGAGGUUCGAUCUGGUGCAAAUGUUCUGAUUUGUGGGCCUAAUGGGUGUGGGAAGAGCUCACUUUUCCGUGUUCUUGGUGAGUUGUGGCCUUUGUUUGGUGGGCGUUUAACAAAACCUGUAAGAGGAAAGUUGUUUUAUGUUCCCCAGAGACCAUAUAUGACUCUUGGAACACUCAGAGAUCAAGUUAUAUAUCCAGACACUUUAGAAGAUCAGAGAAAGAAAGGGAUUUCUGACCAGGUGCUGAAGGAGUACUUGGAUAAUGUCCAGCUGGGUCAAAUCUUGGAACGUGAAGGAGGAUGGGAUAGUGUUCAGGAUUGGAUGGAUGUACUCAGCGGGGGAGAAAAACAAAGAAUGGCAAUGGCAAGGUUAUUCUAUCAUAAGCCCCAGUUUGCAAUUCUGGAUGAGUGCACCAGUGCUGUUAGUGUUGAUGUGGAAGGCUACAUUUACAGCCACUGCAGGAAGGUUGGCAUCACUCUCUUCACUGUCUCCCACAGAAAGUCACUCUGGAAACAUCAUGAUUUUUACUUGCAUAUGGAUGGCAGAGGAAACUACGAGUUCAAGAAAAUAACUGAAGACACAGUUGAAUUUGGAUCUUAAAGUCAUUAACUGAACUACUACAUAGACUGAUUAUAGAAGUGUGUAGAAUGGCAGACAUUGUACAAUAAAACCACACAGCUUGUUUUUUAAAAAACAACUAAGAUAACCCAAACCAAGCUGUUAAGCGUUUACUAUUAUGUAGGAUAUUGCUAAUUGUGUAUAUGUUGGUUUAAUUAUUGAUAUGUACUAAGAAUGUCCUUAUUCUUGUGGUUUAAAAACCUGCCUAAAUUAAAUUGGGCUUAAAUGAGUGUAACCUGAUUCAUCCUGGGAUGCAAACCAUUUGAAAUCAGCUGAUUUGACUUUUGUAGACAUUCUUUCCCUUCAGUGAAAAGCCCUGUUAAAAUUAGGGUUGCUACCUCUUGUUCCUGCAAAGCAGUCUUGGAUUUUUGCUCGGUUCUAUGCAUAUUCCUGAGUUAUCUCACACAGUGCAGGACUUUCCCAUCUUCAGAUCUGUGCCCUGUUAAAUGAAAGAGCCUUUUCCUUGAACAAGCCUUGCGAUGUAGCCGAUAUGCCCUUGCUGAUACAGGGUGAACUGCACUUAGAAGACAAAACUAAUUCCUUCUGCUGAAAAGAAAAAGCUUGUUUUUUGCUGGGUUUUGGAUUCUCUUUAACAUCUAUCUGCCCAUGCAAUUCUCUCUGCUGCUCAGCGGUUCCAUUCUCUCCCAGUCUAGCAAGCGCUUAAUCCAUCCCCCACCCUAGCUGCCCUUAUUCUGUCUGACAUAUGCUAUGGUAAUGAAGGGUUGAGGAGGCUGAGGGAGGAAAGCACUGACAAAAAAGAAGUUAUGUUCCUUGUAUUGAACAAUCUGGUGCAUGUUUUCAGCUCUGAAGAAAUUAAUGGCUCCAACAAAUAGGAACAGAAAAAAAUGUGGAUCCAAUAAAUCAGCACUUGACAUCAGUAAGGGUUAGAAUGGACUCAAAUGUUAAUCUGUGAAGUAGCAGACUGUUUUCUGUCCUGUGUCAGUUGUGUAAUACAGCAGAAAACUGGAUCUCAUGGUUUUAGCUGUCCUUCAGACCUGAGUUUGAAAGUAGGUGAUAAGUGGUACUUCUGUUGGGACUUCUAAGUUGUGAAGCCUAAAAUGAUGCUUUCAUCCUUUGCAUUUAUUAUCUUAUUUGACAUGAGGUUCCUUGAUUCCUGACACAAAUGAUUCACUAGUCAUUUUCGCUGUUAUCUAAGGAUCUCUAGUCCAUGCUGGUUAUCUUGUUCCAGCUGCCAAAUCCCCUGGGAGAAACCAAACUCUUUAAUUUACUGUAAUUGUUUUUUCCAUACAAAUGAUUACUGUGGUUGCCAUGUGACUUUGACACACAUAAAUGCAGCAAGGUGAUUUUUGUGAUCAGGGAGCAGGAAGAUAUAAUUGAAACUGAAUCACUGUUUAGAUUCUAAAACAAAUUACAAUACCUGUUUGUACAGUGAAAGUCUAGUAGUUUUAGUGCUCCAUGUAAGAUAUAAUAUAGGAAUGCACUACAUGAAGGCAUGCAUAAAGUAUGCAAUAAAUCUGUUCUCUGUGCAUCUUUUAUCAGAGGUUUAGAUUAAAACCAAACCCAACUUUUUAUAAAGCAGAUAUGUACUUGGAUGCACUGCUGUCUUAAUUUUUACCCAGUUUGAUUAGUCAUCAUCUUCCAUGUUGAAAUUGCUGUGUGUUCAUCUUUUUCCUCUUAUGAUAGUUCUUGCCCAUAUGUGUUGGUACUACCAUUCUUGCAUAGUACCCAAAUGCAAACAGCUAUCCUGGUAUAAAGAUAUAGUGACCACAGUUGAUUCCAUAGUAUGAAAAGAAAAUUUAAAAAGCCACACAAAAUUUUAAUGUAUUUGAGAGACUAAAGUAUCAGAAUAAAUUUUUGUGCUUGGUCCACAAGAAGGCAAAUAUCUCAUUUUACUAAUAUUUUUUUCUCACAUCAGCAUAACAUAGCAAGUAGCAGCAUGCUGUAUGUGAAUUAGGAGUCUUUUUUUUUAAAUUGUAACUGUGAAUAUAUGGAUGCCAGAUAGCUCUUUUAAUUGUGGUGUAAGUUCAGCACAAAUGCAACUCUUCCCUUGGAAGGGAUGUUUCAGUUGCCUUUUACAGAGACAAAGAAAAAUGUAUAGAUUGAGAAGGUUGUUAUUAAUCCUUGUGACUAGGGCAGACUUUGCAGUGGAGUAGUGAACCUGGGAUAAUUCAAUGUAAUUUUAACACUGGCAAGCAAAACCACUCACAGCACACUUAUAUAGCACCCCAGCAGCCAAUCCCAAGGUACUUUACAAUUCAAUUGGUUAAUAACAGAACUUUGUGUAUUCUGUUUUAUUUUUUUUAUUAAAGUACAAAAAAAUUAAAACAUCCAACUCUGUAACCAAGGAGGAAUAGCUUUGCCUUUAGAUACCAUGAAGUUCAUUGAAACUGAGGUUGGUAGUCUCUCCUUAGGGCCAGGACUUAGUGUUUCUAAAUAUACUGGAAGGAAAGAAAAAUAUUAUUCUGCACUUGAUUGUAAUAAGGGAUUAUAAAGAUAGUGUAAAAAAGAAUGAUGUUUUAGAAUGGUAUUCCUAAAAGGCCUUAAGGUAUUUUGAGGUAGACUUGGUCUAAUGAAAGAUUGUAAAAAACGUUACUAAAAUUAUCCAAGUCUCAGUUCUGUUGCAGAAUUGCACUGUGAUGCUCUGUUUUAGCUGUUAGGUCUUUUUAAUAGCACAAGUUGGAAGUUUGUAAAUUGGAAUGCUAAAGUAUCUUAGUAAGACAAAGUACUGAUUAAUAUUUUCCGUCUCAAAUGGUUGGUGCUUUGAAGAUGGUACUGGUAAUAGUCAGAUGGCUGCAUUUCAACAGUGGUGGGAAACAUUCCUGUAUGUAAAUACUGUAAAGUGCUUUGGAAGGGGAAAUGGCGCUAUAUAAAUGUAAGACAUUAAGUGCCUCUGAAAUAAUAAUAAAUCUAAAGAUAAAAUA